Fonsecaea multimorphosa CBS 102226 is the source of this 1452-nucleotide messenger RNA. RefSeq lists its product as uncharacterized. The record is from RefSeq and is a predicted model, not a curated record. The transcript has a single exon. NCBI's taxonomy places the organism in Eukaryota, Fungi, Ascomycota, Eurotiomycetes, Chaetothyriales, Herpotrichiellaceae. The coding region runs from base 1 to 1452 and encodes 483 amino acids.
AUGGCACCUUCCUCUGCACGCACCCCCAACUUCUCACGACCGCUGCCCUCCCCUUACUCAACAGGUACACCGUUCAGAGGUUCAGGCCGAGGACAAGUUGAUGUGAUGAAAGAGCUUCCACAGCCUGAGACAAUGACAAACACCCCUGGCAAGGAGAGUCAGAGUCAGGCAACAAAGGAACUGACUCCAAGCAAGAAGACCCCGUUUGGUACAGCGGCGACCACGACCAGAAGCCCACAUUCACUUUUGGACAAACAACUGGCAGAAUCGCCAGGAAAGAAAGGGAAGCGCGCUAAUGACAACGCGACGACCUCUCCUGGAAGGGUCCGGCAGUAUGGUCAUGGUCGCAAGCUCUCCAAAUUUUCGUUCCAAACUGAGGCUGAUUCCAAUCUGGCCACACUUCUGUAUGUCAAUCUCCUAUCUCCUUCCACAUCAUCUACCCAAGUAGCCAUGGACUCACCGGCGUCAAGUGUCGACGUAGGCGGGUUCAACAAGCCCAUCGUCAAUUUCCGUCCCCAACUCUGGCGCCAUCUGGACAAAGAUCGUCCUAUCCUCAAUCUCGACCUGUUUUGGCCGAUCAAGUUGGAUGAGAUCGACGACGACGAUGAUGAAGACGAAGAAAACAGCGACGGCGACGACAAGGGAGUGUUCCCAUUCAAGGACCUCAAGCCUCUCCAGACCUUCCACAACCUCCACUACCUCCAGCUGAACGGCAUGAUGCGAUCCUACCAACCCAUCAUCUGGGCCACCUGCUGGGUGAACAAGAACCUCACAAAGCUCCACUUGGAAAUGGCGCUCGAACCGGAAAUGAACGAAGACUGCAAGCUCAAGUACCUCAAGAUCGAUGAGAAAUGGUCCUACAAUCCCACAUCAUCCGACCGACAAGUCGAAGUCGAUGCCGAAUAUCUCGGUUCUCACGGCAAGGGCAUCUUGCACCAAGAGUUUGGCGAUGGCGAGUACCUCGACCAGCAGGCCAUGAAGCAAGCCCAGAUUGACAUUGUCGAAACCCUUCCCGUCGAAAACAUGCGUUACCUCCCCAUCAGCCAUCUCACCCUGAUGAACUUCGCCAUCGACGCCGGCCCGUUCUUCCGCUGGUUCGACCCACACAAACUCGUCGAGCUCACCUUCCUCGGACAAUGCAUCGACACUGGCUUCUACUUGCCCGACGACAUGCGGUCUGUCGUCAAAGUCAACAGUCCAAAGCCAAAACCACGCCCCCAACCCAUGAUCGCCAGAGUCGUCAAGCCAGGGGAGGUCAAGCUGGUGACCUUGAAGGGUGGGAAGGUGGUUCCAGAGGAACCGAGCACCAGUAACAACAAUGCGGCCGGAAAGGGCGUCAAGACCAAGCUGAGCCAGAUGAUGCGCUUGGGCAAGAAAGACUCCAAGGACGCAAAGGAGUCGGGCAAGGAGACUGCGCAGCUAGAGCGCAAUAUGGCCAACAUGGGCCUUUGA